Messenger RNA from Phoenix dactylifera (date palm), 664 nucleotides. The record is from RefSeq and is a predicted model, not a curated record. Lineage: Eukaryota; Viridiplantae; Streptophyta; Magnoliopsida; Arecales; Arecaceae.
UGUCCCAGUACGGUCAGCUGUCGACUCUGAUGCAACGGUCGAAAAUCUACGGAGACAACGGGGAUCCAUUUUUAUUACGUUCGAACAAGGGCGUCCGGCCUCCGUGGUGAGCCGCAUUCCGGAGCUUCGUCUCGUGCGGCCAAGAAGCUACCGAUGGCGGAGAUUGAGUUGAAAACUGCACCAGCAGAUUUUUGCUUUCCCUCAGCAAAUCAGACAAGUCAUUGUUUUACUCGCUACAUUGAAUAUCACAAGUGUUUGAAGGCUAAAGGUGAAGAUGCUGCUGAUUGUCAAAAGUUUGCCAGAUACUAUAGAUCUUUGUGCCCACUGGAAUGGGUGAGUGCUUAUGCCUCCUGUUCUAGCACACUUAUCUUCAGUCUAAUUUGUACUUUAAUAUUUAUCAUCAGCCUCACAGAACCAUUAUUUUCAUGUUACAGUACAGAUUCCCUUGUUGUUUAAAGUUUAUCCUGUGUGGGAGUCCUUUGAGAAGUUUUUUGGUACAACCUAAUAUGGAAUAUAAACUUGGUGGCCAUUCCCUUGUUUGGUUAAUAUGAAAUCUAGGGUCCUAUUUGUUUGCUAAGAAAGUAAGAGAGAAGAAAGAAGGAGAAUGACCUAUACCAUUCUGUAGUAAUGAAAAACAAAAUUGUAAGAUCAAAUUUAAGUAGAU